UGUAUUUCUGCGUAAUGAUGUGUAUUACCGUGUUUGUAGGUACAUGGUCCACAGGUUGCUGCUGGCCGCUCUCGGCAGACGAGAGUUGGACGACAGAGAUCACUACGGCAACAAGAGGCUGGACCUCGCCGGGCCGCUAUUGGCUUUCCUGUUCAGAGGAAUGUUCAAGAACCUGCUGAAGGAGAUCCGGAUUUACGCUCAGAAGUUCAUCGACAGAGGAAAAGACUUCAAUCUGGAGCUCGCCAUCAAGACCCGAAUUAUCUCAGAUGGCCUGAAGUACUCACUGGCUACUGGAAACUGGGGUGAUGUGAAGAAGGCUCACCAGGCCCGAGCUGGAGUGUCACAGGUGUUGAACCGUCUGACCUUCGCCUCCACUUUGUCCCACCUCCGCCGAGUCAACUCUCCCAUCGGCAGAGACGGAAAACUGGCAAAACCCAGACAGCUGCACAACACAUUGUGGGGAAUGGUGUGUCCGGCUGAGACCCCCGAGGGUCACGCUGUGGGUCUGGUGAAGAAUUUGGCCCUCAUGGCCUACAUCUCUGUGGGCUCUCAGCCGUCCCCCAUCCUCGAGUUUCUGGAGGAGUGGAGUAUGGAGAACCUGGAGGAGAUCUCACCUGCUGCCAUUGCAGAUGCCACUAAGAUCUUUGUGAACGGCUGCUGGGUCGGAAUCCACAAAGAUCCCGAACAGCUGAUGAACACGCUGAGGAAACUCCGCAGACAGAUGGACAUCAUCGUGUCCGAGGUGUCGAUGAUCAGAGACAUCAGAGAGCGAGAGAUCAGAAUCUACACAGACGCUGGACGAAUCUGUCGACCGCUGCUGAUUGUCGAGAAACAGAAACUACUGCUGAAAAGACGACACAUUGACCAGCUGAAAGAGAGGGAGUACAACAACUACAGCUGGCAAGACUUGGUGGCGAGUGGUGUGGUGGAGUACAUCGACACUUUGGAGGAGGAAACGGUGAUGCUCGCCAUGACCCCUGAUGACCUCCAGGAGAAGGGCGUGGCCUAUUGCUCCACCUACACGCACUGUGAGAUCCACCCGUCCAUGAUCCUUGGAGUCUGUGCUUCCAUCAUUCCCUUCCCCGACCACAACCAGUCUCCCAGGAACACAUACCAAUCUGCUAUGGGUAAACAGGCCAUGGGCGUCUACAUCACCAACUUCCAUGUGCGAAUGGACACGCUGGCUCAUGUGUUGUACUACCCUCAGAAACCGCUGGUCACAACCCGAUCCAUGGAGUACCUGCGCUUCAGAGAGCUCCCUGCAGGUAUUAACUCCAUUGUGGCAAUUGCCUCAUACACUGGAUACAACCAGGAGGACUCUGUGAUCAUGAACAGGUCAGCAGUGGAUCGAGGUUUCUUCAGGUCGGUUUUCUAUCGGUCCUACAAAGAGCAGGAGUCUAAGAAAGGUUUUGAUCAGGAGGAGAUCUUUGAGAAGCCGACACGUGAAACCUGCCAGGGUAUGAGACACGCCAUUUAUGACAAGCUGGACGAUGAUGGGCUCAUUGCGCCAGGCGUUCGUGUCUCUGGCGAGGAUGUGAUUAUCGGGAAGACAGUGACGCUGCCGGAGAACGACGACGAGCUGGACAGCACCAACCGACGCUACACCAAGAGAGACUGCAGCACCUUUCUGAGGACCAGUGAGACCGGCAUUGUGGACCAGGUGAUGGUGACCCUGAACCAGGAGGGCUACAAGUUCUGCAAGAUCAGGGUUCGCUCGGUCCGGAUUCCUCAAAUCGGAGACAAGUUUGCCAGUCGACACGGACAGAAAGGAACCUGCGGGAUCCAGUACCGACAGGAGGACAUGCCGUUCACAUGCGAGGGAAUUACACCUGACAUCAUCAUCAACCCUCACGCCAUCCCAUCCAGAAUGACAGUCGGCCAUUUGAUCGAGUGUCUGCAGGGCAAGGUUUCUGCAAACAAAGGAGAGAUUGGUGACGCCACACCAUUUAAUGACGCCGUCAACGUGCAGAAAGUGUCAAACCUGCUGUCUGAAUACGGAUACCAUCUGAGAGGAAAUGAGGUUCUCUAUAACGGGUUUACGGGGAGGAAGCUGACGUCUCAGAUCUUCAUCGGUCCGACUUACUAUCAGCGUCUGAAGCACAUGGUGGACGAUAAGAUCCACUCGAGGGCCCGGGGCCCCGUCCAGAUCCUCAACAGGCAGCCAAUGGAGGGACGAUCACGUGAUGGUGGUCUGCGGUUCGGGGAGAUGGAGCGUGACUGUCAGAUCGCUCACGGAGCGGCGCAGUUCCUCAGAGAGCGUCUGUUCGAGGCAUCUGACCCAUAUCAAGUUCACGUAUGUAACCUGUGUGGACUGAUGGCCAUCGCCAACACACGGACGCACACGUACGAGUGCCGAGGCUGCCGCAACAAGACACAGAUCUCUCUGGUCCGCAUGCCGUACGCCUGUAAGCUCCUCUUCCAGGAGUUGAUGUCGAUGAGCAUUGCUCCUCGUAUGAUGACGUCAUAGAGCAGCUUGGCCAAUCAGCAGCAGGAAGUUUGAAGUUUUUGUAGUUUUUUGUCGUCUUUGUUUUUGUAAAAGUAAAAUAAAUCAGAUUUUCUUCUGAUGAUUGUUGGUUA
This is a messenger RNA of Morone saxatilis (striped sea-bass), 2577 nucleotides long. RefSeq names its product RNA polymerase II subunit B (gene polr2b). Bases 44 to 2467 code for a protein of 807 amino acids. Gene Ontology annotation, biological process: DNA-templated transcription. The record is from RefSeq and is a predicted model, not a curated record. Gene Ontology annotation, molecular function: ribonucleoside binding; DNA-directed RNA polymerase activity; DNA binding. Lineage: Eukaryota; Metazoa; Chordata; Actinopteri; Moronidae. Gene Ontology annotation, cellular component: RNA polymerase II, core complex. The transcript has 17 exons.